AUGAACAAUCUAUCAGGUCCAAUUCUUAUGAAAAUAGGAAGCUGGGCAAAGCUAACAAGUAUGUCUAGAAACAACUUCAUAGUAGAGUGGGACGUGCAAUUUCAGUUGGUCAUCAAGGGUACCAGCUCACACUUUGAGUUACUGGAAGGCUUUAGAUCAGGGAUAGAUCUAUCGUGCAACAUUCUCGACCGGAGCAUUCCAGAAGAGAUAGGGUUACUACAGGGACUUGUUAUGCUUAAUCUAUCUCAUAAUCUUUUCUCGGGCAUUAUCCCAGCUAGUGUGGGGAACAUGUCUGGUCUAGAGUCUUUGGAUUUGAGUUCCAAUAGAUUUUCUGGACAGAUCCCACAGAAUUUGACAUCAAUUCACUCCCUUGGAUUUUUAUCAUACAAUAAUUUAAGCGGCAGGGUUCCAACAGGAAAUCAAUUUGAUACGCUCAGCUGGGAUGGUUCCACUUUUGCAGGGAACGAUUUAUUGUGUGGUUUUCCUACAGAGAAACAAUGCAAGGGAGACCAUAAUACUUCAAGUAAAAUUGAUGGAAAAGAGAAGCUUUUACUGUAUUCUAUUGUUGACAUGGGGUUUACAGUUGGAUUUUGGGGUUAA
Messenger RNA from Papaver somniferum (opium poppy), 600 nucleotides. RefSeq names its product putative receptor like protein 25. Gene Ontology annotation, molecular function: protein binding. The transcript has a single exon. Lineage: Eukaryota; Viridiplantae; Streptophyta; Magnoliopsida; Ranunculales; Papaveraceae. The record is from RefSeq and is a predicted model, not a curated record. The coding region runs from base 1 to 600 and encodes 199 amino acids.